Asparagus officinalis (garden asparagus) is the source of this 946-nucleotide messenger RNA. Its product is annotated as LIM domain-containing protein WLIM2b-like. The record is from RefSeq and is a predicted model, not a curated record. Gene Ontology annotation, molecular function: actin filament binding. Gene Ontology annotation, cellular component: actin cytoskeleton; plasma membrane. Gene Ontology annotation, biological process: actin filament bundle assembly. NCBI's taxonomy places the organism in Eukaryota, Viridiplantae, Streptophyta, Magnoliopsida, Asparagales, Asparagaceae. The transcript has 5 exons. The coding region runs from base 106 to 741 and encodes 211 amino acids.
UAUCCUUCCUUCUUUAAUAACUUCGCCUUUUCGCAGAGGAAAAAAAGGCGAACCAUUUCCAAGUCAUUACAUUAAUAAGAUUUCUACAAAGUUUUCGCUGGCAAAAUGUCGUUCAGCGGAACUCAGGAUAAGUGCACGGCCUGCGACAAGACCGUGCAUAUCUGUGACUUGCUGACGGCCGAUGGUGUUUCUUAUCACAAAACCUGCUUCAAAUGCAGUCACUGCAAGGGGAACCUGACUAUGUGCAACUACUCAUCAAUGGAUGGUGUCCUCUACUGCAAGCCUCAUUUUGAGCAGCUGUUCAAGGAGACCGGGAGCUUCUCUAAGAAAUUUCAUACCCCACCGAAGUCCGAAAACAAAGAACUGUCAAGGACACCGAGCAGAGUCUCCACCAUGUUUUCUGGAACGACAGAGAAAUGCGCCGUCUGCAAGAAAACUGCUUACCCUCUCGAAACGCUCACCGUGGAGGGAGAAAAUUACCACAAAACCUGCUUCAAGUGCUCUCAUGGGGGGUGCACACUCACAACAUCAAGCUAUGCUGCGUUGGAUGGCAUUCUCUAUUGCAGGCAUCACUUCGCUCAAUUGUUCAAAGAGAAGGGAAGCUACGAUCAUCUGAUUGAAGCUGCUCAGAAAAAACGCUCGGCCGACCCGGUCGUGCCACCGGAAAUAGACCUUACAGACCCAGCAGAGCCGGAGCCAGAACCCGAGUCACAACCAGAGACCACCCCAGUAGAAUCGUAAAGAGGAUUUUACUGAUCUUGUGGUUUUUAUCGACAUUUUAUCGCGAAUUGCGUAUUUGUUGGUUGGUUUAUAUGUAAGUUGUGAAAGUUAUGAACAGGGAAAAAGUAAACCUUGUACCGAGACUGUACUCAUGUAUUUUUUUUUUCUUUUCUUUCUUGUAACAUUGCUAAUUAUUUCUCUUGAAGGUUGGUAUUAUUCUUUGUUA